AUGUCGGACGAUAAAGUAGAAAUAAAGGAGAGCGACAUGGAGGAGGCCGAGCAAUCCGUAGUGAUAGGCGUUGUUCGAGAAGCUCAACGGUUGUACAAUAUCGACAAGGAUGUAGCCGCAUUCAUCAAGGAAGAAUUGGACAAACAACUGGGAGCAACUUGGCAUAUCAUAUGUGGGAAGUGUUUUGGCUCUCGCGUUUCCUAUGAGAUGGGACAUUUUCUGUUGCUGAAGUGUAAUAAGGUGAAUGUAAUGAUCUUCAAAUGCGGCUACUAG
Cooperia oncophora is the source of this 273-nucleotide messenger RNA. Lineage: Eukaryota; Metazoa; Nematoda; Chromadorea; Rhabditida; Trichostrongylidae. The record is from the annotation of a GenBank genome assembly.